AUGCGCGCGCUCACACUCGCGCUCGCCGCGCUCCUUUCUGCGCUGGCUCUCCUCCACCCCAGUGAUGCCCAAACACCGACGCUCGGCCUUGCCGACGGCUUCCUGUCCUUCGACACUGCGGACUUCAAGGUGCAGCUCGUGAAGGACUCGCAGACGCUGUACUCGUUGCAGACGAAGGACGGGUUCGAUUUCAUCCCCGCGGACGUGAUGGACCAACGCCAGUACGACGGGAACUACCACCUUGGCGACCUCACGUUCCGCGCGCGCGUCGUCGGGCAGACGGCGUGGACCAACGGCGACACGUCUUCGGCGCGCAAGAACGUCACCCAGCUCGCGGCGUCGGGCAGCACGCUCGCUGCCGCCCACCUGGCGCCCACCCUUCCAGGCGCGUCGCUGCUGAACAUCACCCGUCGGUGGGCACUCGAAGACGGGGAGCUGCAGCUGCUCUUCGACGUGACGAACUCGCAGUCGGAGGCUGUCGAGAUCGGCUCGCUCGGCGCACCGCUGGAGUUCAACAACAUCUUCACAGACCGGACGGCUGCCGAGACCAACACCCUCUGCAGCCUCUUCGACCCCUACAUCGGACAAGACGGGGGCUACGUCCAGGUCACGCCCCUCCUCGGCACGCUCCCCCCACUCCUCGUCCUUCCCCUCGGCGGCUCUCCCCUCGAAGGCUGGCGUUUCCUCCCCGAGGACGAAUCGCAGCCGCUCGGCUACCAGUCGCAGACGUUCGAGGGCCUCUACGAGUGGCAGUUCCACACGCUCGCGUACGCACAGGACGAAUGGGCCGCCGUCACGCCCUGGAACGCCCCCACGUCCGCGGUGCUCCCCCCGGGCACGACGCGCACGUACGGCCUGCGCUUCGCGCUCGCGCCGUCGAUCCGCGCGAUCGAGGACACGCUCCGUGCCAAGGGGCGGCCCGUCGUCGUCGGCGUCCCCGGCUUCGUGCUCCCCGCGGACCAGGAGGCGAAGCUGUUCGUGAACUACACCGCCGCGGUGCGCGCGCUGUCCGUGGAGCCCGCCGGGGCGCUCUCAUGGACGGCGGACGCGGACGGGGCGAGCCCCGCGUGGACGGGCUACACGAUCACCGCGAACGGAUGGGGCCGGUCGCGGCUCACCGUGAACUUCACGGACGGGACGUCGACGACGGUGCACUGGUACGCGACGCACGCGGCCGCGCAGGUCGUCGCCGACCUGGGCCACUUCCUCACCACGGAGUCGUGGUUCGACGACCCCACGGACCCGUUCAAGCGCUCGCCGAGCGUGAUCAGCUACGACAGCUCCGUAAACGCGGUGGUCAGAAACGAUCCGCGCGCGUGGAUCCCCGGGCUGAGCGAUGAAGCAGGGGCUGGUUCGUGGCUAGCGGCCGCGGUGAAACAGUUCGCGCAGCCGAACGCAGCGGAGGUCGCGAAGAUGGAGCGCUUUGUCAACGAGACGCUGUGGGGCUCUGUGCAGAACAAGAACGGCACGGUGAAGAAGUCCGUCUUCUUCUACCAGCCCACGCUGGUGCCCAACUACACGUAUCCGUCGUCGAUGGACUGGACGGUCUGGUGGUCUUGGAACGAAGCGUCGUCCUACGCUACGGACCGCGCGUAUGACUACGUGCACGUCAUCGCCGCGUACUGGUCGCUGUACCGCGUCGCGCGCAACUACCCGUCCCUGGUCACGACGCACGACUGGCGUUGGUAUCUGAACCAAGCAGUCCUCACUGUCGCCACUAUGACGAACGGCCGGGUCGGGUACGCGGAUGUUGGGCUGAUGGAGGAGACAGUGAUCAGGUAUCUGUUGGAUGAUCUGCAGCGCGAAGGGCUCUCGACCAACGCCACCCUCGUCGAGAGCCGUAUGAAGGCGCGGGAGUCCAUAUGGGCAGGAGAGCAGUUCCCGUUCGGAUCUGAGAUGGCGUGGGACUCUACUGGGCAAGAAGGCGUGUUCGCGUGGGCGACCUACUUCAACGACACCACGACGGCCACGAACGCGCUGAACUCCAUCCUUGCGUACCAACCAUCGAUCCCGCACUGGGGCUACAACGGAAACGCGCGCCGCUACUGGGACAACGUAUACGGCGGAAAGCUCCAACGCAUCGAGCGCCAGAUCCACCACUACGGCUCCGCGCUGAACGCGAUCCCGCUCCUCACCCGCUUCCGCACCACCCCCGCGGACACCCACCUCCUCCGCGUCGGCUUCGCGGGCUCCUCCGCGCCGCUCGCCUCCGUCGACGCGCGCGGCUUCGCGGCCGCCUCCUUCCACUCCUUCGCGGACACGCUCGCCUGGGACGCCUACUCGGGCGACUACGGCCCCGGCUUCGUCGGCCUCGCGCUCGAGGCCGGCACGUACCUCGUCCGCGACGCGGAGCUCGGCUGGCUCGCGUUCGGGGGCACCGUGCGCGCGACGACGGCGGCGACGGUGCGUGUCGCGGUGCGCGACGCGGUGCGGCGGCGGGUGUUCGUCGCGCCGCUCGGGGCGUGGCUCACGCUCGACGCGGGCGCGUUCGACGAGUUCACGUUCGAGCCAGCGGCGCGGCGCGUCACGCUGAACAUCACCGCGGCGGCGUCCGGGGUCCAGGGCGCGGCUGCGGCUCCGCGGGCGCGCCUCGUCGUGCAGAACACGGCGGACAACGGGCUGGGGGUGCUCAGGCCCACCACGAAGCUUGCCCAGGACGCGGGCGCGUACGUGAUUCCGUUCGCGCAUGGAGUGGCCUCUGUCACCUUGACCCUUUGA
Messenger RNA from Epithele typhae, 2718 nucleotides. RefSeq lists its product as uncharacterized. Bases 1 to 2718 code for a protein of 905 amino acids. NCBI's taxonomy places the organism in Eukaryota, Fungi, Basidiomycota, Agaricomycetes, Polyporales, Epitheliaceae. The record is from RefSeq and is a predicted model, not a curated record. The transcript is spliced from 5 exons.